Xyrauchen texanus (razorback sucker) is the source of this 4993-nucleotide messenger RNA. Its product is annotated as BCL2/adenovirus E1B 19 kDa protein-interacting protein 2-like. Gene Ontology annotation, biological process: apoptotic process. The transcript is spliced from 10 exons. The coding region runs from base 199 to 1200 and encodes 333 amino acids. The record is from RefSeq and is a predicted model, not a curated record. Gene Ontology annotation, cellular component: cytoplasm. NCBI's taxonomy places the organism in Eukaryota, Metazoa, Chordata, Actinopteri, Cypriniformes, Catostomidae.
UUUGGUGAGGUAGAGAAGGGCUCUUGUCUUUAUGAAGGUACUUGGAGAACAUAACAAUAUUACCAGAAAACUUGUAAUAACCGUGGGCAAUUAUUACUUUUUUUUUUUUAUCAAAUGAAGAAGCGUUUUGUUUGUCACGUUACAUGAUUGCUGAAAAGGCAUUCACAAAAGGGCAAGACAUCAGCCUUCAUUCCAGACAUGGAGAUCAAGGAGGAAUGGCAGGACGAGGAAUUUCCCAGGCCCAUACCUGAGGACUCUGAGAAUCAUGGUGAUGAAGAGGAAAGCCCUGGAGCUGAGGGAAACAGGCCUGUCCAACCGACCAGCCUGGCCCUGAGAGGUGAUGCUUUUAGGAAGAAGCGACUUAUGGCGCCCGCUCUCAGUCUAAAUUUAGACAAAACCUCUACUGACCGGAGCGUGAAAUCAGACGAGUUUGAUGCCUCUGCCCUUUCACCAUCUGUUGAUGAUGACCUAGCGAUGGACAUUAACCUGGAGGCCUUAGAGACGCCCUCAGACAGCGAGUCUUUCAACUUUCCAGACAGCAUGCACGACUUGGAUUGGGAAGAUGAUCUUCCCAGAAUGGGUAAGGCGGCAAUCAGAAAAGCCAGUUUGCUUGAGAAUGCAGAGAUGGGACACUUGGAAUUAGAUCAAGUGGAUAACCAUGGUCGCAGAUGGCGACGAUUCCAUAUUGGUGGGCUGGACUACCAAGUCAACAUGAGCGUUUUGGAGCCUUACCUCCAAGUUCUCUCCCAUGGAGGGUAUUAUGAGGAUGGAUCAACAGCCAUCAUCAUGUUUACCUCCUGCUACCUACCAGAAAAUACAUCAGAACACUAUGAGUAUGUGAUGGACAAUCUUUUCAGGUACAUCAUUGGCACGUUGGACUUGAUGGUGUCUGAGAAUUACAUAUUGAUCUACCUGUGUGGAAUGGCUCCUCGCAAUAAGAUGCCUGGCAUUAAGUGGCUCAGAGAGUGUUACAUGUCCAUUGACAGAAGGUUAAAGAAAGACCUAAAAGGGCUUUUUGUGGUUCACCCAGCGUGGUAUGUGAGAGCUUUAAUCACCGUCAUCAAACCAUUUAUCAGCGAGAAAUUUAGCAGGAAGAUGCGCUUCAUUCACAGCUUGCAGGAACUGGCCGAGUUUGUUCCUGUGGACCAGCUGCAAAUCCCAGACUGCAUCAGAGAGUAUGAUGUGCGGAUGAACAGGUGAAGGUGUCCAAUGGAAACGCAGAGAUGUACAUACUGUACACAUGUCACAUUGGGGUGAUGUGGGAAACUGACUGAGGUUAAAGGUCAAGUGUUAGGACGCAUGCUCUAAUGACAGAAAAACUGCUUCCUACCCAGCUUUGGUGAAAUGCAAAAAGACAGUGGUCCUUUUGAGAGGCCCAUCUGUGGGUCACUGAGGUGAGUUAGGAGACCUCUGCAAGCAACAUGAAAGACUGUUUUACGUCAUUGUAUUUAAAAUGUUUUCCUGGACUGUUGGAAAUAUGACAAUGCACCCUUCAUGUAUUUUAUGUACAAUAUUAUGGCAUGUUACUAAACUUAAACUUGCUGUUACAUGCAUAACCAGGCCAAAUAGAAGUAUUUCAAGGCUACUAUCAAAAUACACAUUUUAAUUUUGAACUUAGCUGCUCCAGACUAGCACACUAAAAUGGUAUGUGUAAAACGAAAUAUUUUUAAUUAGGUUUUACUUUUAAGUUGUUUCAUGCCCUAAAAGGUUUUAUUGAAAAGUGCAGUGCUUUAUCUGACACUGAAUUCAUGUGAACCAUGAUAAUAACAAAGACAAAGUAAAGCUUACUUUCGGGAUUCUCACGAAACCUGUCAAGAAAUGUACCUGGUCCUAUUUUACUCUAAAAUCUAAAGAAACUAAUAAGAAAUUAUGUUUUACAUAUAGAAGUUAUUACCCUUAAGUGAAUUUGAACUUAAUUUAAAUGAAAUAAAAUUGCUUGUAAAACUAUUAAGUCAGUUUCAUUCAGCCAACACAAUUUAGAUGAAUUAGGUCAAAUCAAUGUACUAUAAAAUUUCUACUUUAUUUGGUUCGUCAAACUAAAUGUACUUAUGUUUAAUACAUUUUCUUAUGUUGGUCCAGCUUAGUUUAUUUUAUUAAUCAUUUGUAUAUGCCACUUAAAAUAAAGUUAUCUUUACCACAAUGGUAAUCCCAAAAAUUCUACAGCCUAACAGGCACUUUUUGUUUUAAAUACCAAUAUAACAGAACAUUAAACAUUAUUAAAUCUCCAGCUAUUCGCAUUUUGCUCAAAUGCAUAAAAUGACACUUAAUUGCAACAUUUGUUUUCGCCAUCCAGUCCCAAUGUAAAUCCCCUGCACAGUUUCAUUAAUAGUAUAAAAAAAUAUUAAUGUAGUCCAAACUCAAAUGGAUUAAGCAAAUUAAUUUAAUUGGAUAGAUUUUAAUUAAGAUUUUUCAACUUGUGAGAUUAUUUUCAUGAAAGUUGAGCACAUUUUACCCCCAAAUUACUGCAAUGUGAAAAAUGAUGGUCAAUAUGAUAUUCUCAUAACAAAUUAAAUUAAAUAUUUUUUUACAUUGCUGUUAAGUAUAUAAACAUCAUAGCAAUACUCUGUUGGUACUACCUUUUAUUUUCACAGAUUUUAAGAAAAUCAUACAAAAGCAUCUUUUUUACUGUAAUACAGUAAAAAUUACUUGCAGUAAUGAGAAUCAUCAUUGACAAUAAUGGGGAUUCAUUUAUAUUAACAUGCAUAACUUUAAUGUUAAAAUGUAGAAAAAAUAUAUUUAAUAAAUAAAAGAAAAGUGCACUUAGUUUUAAUGUGAAAAACGAAACAAAAAAAACAAUGGCAAUUGUAAAAGUUAAAUGGCUUGAUGUGUUACUGUAAUGAGAAGCGGGGGUAAAAUGUGCUUAAGUGUCCAGAAAAUUAUUUCUAAAGGCUAAAAAUCUUAAUGGUACUAAAUUAAGGCUUUAUGCAAAAUUGCAAAAUUCUACAUGUAAAAUUGUAUUUCUCUUUCUUUUUUUUUGUUAAUGAUUUAGGGUUAAAUAUGACCAGGACAUUUAAGAAGUUUCAUAUUCUUUGUAUGUCCCUCUUUGCAACUUCUCUGAAAAGUUAUUGAAUUGUUUUGUAUAUUGCAUAAUGCAGAUUAUAUUUUGUACCGGAGCAUUUAGUCAUCCAUGAAUGUAGUCUGCAGAAAUACGGACCGCUUUAGAGCCGACAGUGGCAAGGCUCAAACUUUUAAUGCAUAAUCAGUGAGCCAAAACAAACAAAGGGUUUACUAUUGCUGAAUGGAGUGCUGUUGUUCAGUUUAUAUUUGUGUAUAUACUUGUUACUACUUAACCAGGGACUAAAAACUACAUGUAUUUAAAAAAAAAACUACAUGUAUAUAAACUGUAUUUUCCAUUCCGGUUCAGAAGUUCUGCAGCCUCCUUUCCAGAAGGUUAGCGGUUAGAACAAAAUAAGAGUGGUUAAUAACGUUCUUUUUAAAAUGAUCGUUCUCUGUGCUAAAGGUGGGUGAAAUACCAAUUGCACUGCUGCCAGAUCUCACAAGAGAAACAAGGAACAUGGUCUGGAAAAACACACCCAAAAUAAGCCACUUGCCUCAUCAAAAUAACUAAUACAUUUCUUUCCUGUGGUGGAUUUAUUGGCAUAGAAAUCAUAACAAGCAGCUUAUUAACAUUAUCUUAUUUACAGAUCUGAGUCAAAGCCCAGCAGCAUCAAAUCUGUAUUAAUGCAUCAAAUCUAACAAUAAUUCAGUUAAGACUUGGAAACAACUGUGAGAAGGUACUUUUUACCUCCUAUUAAUGGUUUCCUUGUACCUGGAUUUGCUGUGUGCAUGUAUACAGUUGUGGCCAAAAAUAUUGGCACCCUUGGUAAAUAUGAGCAAAGAAGGCUUUGAAAAAUGUCUAUUUAUCCUUUUGAUCUUUCAUUCAAAAUAUUUUUCUCAAACGCAUUUGCCACAAUUACUGGCAAAGCAUCUUCAGUUUGCCAGACACUACUGGAACUUCAAAUGCAACCGGGAUCUAUGGUCAGAUGAAACAAAAAAUAGCUUUUUGCCAGAGAACACCAGAGGUGGAUUUGGUGCACACAGUGAGGCAGCAAUAUGGAAAAGUACCUCAUACCCAGUUAAAUGUGGUGCAGGAUCUUUAAUGUUGUGGGACUGUUUUUAUGCUACAGGUCCUGAGCAUCUUGUUUGGAUUCAUGGCAUCAUGGACUCUAUCAAAUACCAACAGAUAAAUAAUCAAAACCUGAUUGCCUCUGCCAGAAACAUUACAAUGGGCUGUGGUUGGAUAUUCCAGCAGGACAAUGAUCCAAAACAAACAUCAAAAUCAACACAAAAUAGUUCACUGACCACAAAAUCAAGGUUUUGCCACGGCCUUCCCAGCCCCCUAACCUGAUCCCAUAGAAAACUUGUUUGGUGAACUGAAGAGGAGAGCCAACAUGGACCAUGGAACUGUAGAGAUUCUGUAUGUAGGAAUGGUCUCAGAUCUCUUGCCAGGUGUUCUCCAACCUCAUUGGGCAUUAUAAGAGAAGACUCAGAGCUGCUAUCUUGGGAAAGUUUUAUUUUAUAAAACUUGUGUUUGGAACUGUUUGAUAUAUAUAUUUGAGGAUAGAUUAUUGUGAAUAUUUUCAAUAAAAGACCAAAAUUAUAAACAAUGAUAUAUUUUUCACAACCUUCUUUUCUCAAACCAAGGGAGACAAUAUUUUUGGCCACCACUGUACAGUGUGUAGUAUUUCUUCAUAGAUAUUAAAGGUCUUCCUUCAUAGAAUGCAGCAACAACGGGAAAUUAGACAAAAAUUUGUGAUGCUGCAGUUUCCUUCAGGAUCAAUGCACGUUUCAUUUUUUCGGGGAACAUGAUGUGUAGUUCCACAAAUUUACCAUGAUAAACCCUUUGGUCUUUGGUAUCAUGAGAAAAAUUAUCGAAACAAAAUUAAUCCGUUAUAACCAGAUACCAGCAUUUAAAAAUAAUGUUUUCUUGACAACAGUUGCAAAUCACUUCGUUACGGUUUUCAUUUACGUUUUGUUCGUUUUUGUUUUUUUU